UGAGAGCCAAUCAGAUUGCAAGGAUAGCCAGUGAUUUCAAAAUGGAUUUAAUAAAAAUUUUAAUGACGCAGUUUCGUCGAAUAGAUGAUAUAUAUAUGUCGACUCUUAAGAUAUAUUUAUUCCAAUACUAGAUACUGACGAAACAGCUCUCGGACGCACACGCCGACUCAAACCCCCACCGUGGUACAAGGUGGAAAGGAUGGUGCCCCCCUUGGAUGCAAAUAGAAAGACAUCACUAUCCUGGCUACCAUUAAAUAAAUCUUUUCUGAAACCUUUUUGUCUUUCCUGUGGAAUUACACUGGUCAUUUGCGCCUGCUAUAUACAGAUAACCAGUAUCCUAGACAACGGAAACAUACACAUCUACGAUCGAUCACUUUCUCGGCACAGGGAAACGAUAAAACAGUCCAGUAGUUCAGCUCCCAAAAAGAAGGUGAAGGAAAUUGCGCGGCGGCCCGGGAAAAAGAUUUUCAUCGCUUUUGAUUACUGGGAGCAACUGACGAUGGCUACAAAUAACUUCCUUGAUCUGACAGCCCUUGCUGCGUAUGGUGGACGACAAGUUGUCCUUCCAUUUGUAAAAGACUCGCGUUUUUACGGCCAAUCCACUGAGAAGGGUUUUGAAACACUCGCACUGUACUAUAACGUGUCUGCACUCAAUCGCACGCUUCGUUCGCACGAUCAUGGUACGCUUAUAAGCUGGAAAGAGUUUCAAGACGUCUGCCAAGGGAAACUGGACGUACUGGUACAUUUUGAUUACACGAACUUAAGUAAGAGCAAGAAAUAUAAUCGAACCACACGCGCAUUUUUUCCUUGCAACGAACGCCACGGGAAAACAUUUGGGGAUUUGAAAGUUGAAAGAACAAUUUGCAUGAAUGUGUUUGCGGUUGAUUCAGUAGGAAAAUUCGAGAAUGAAGUUAUAGAGAAGUUGCCAUGUGUUGGCUUGGCUGAAUGGAGAGGAAGUAAUAACAAAAGAUCAUUUCGAGCACAAUUUAAUUUGUCACCAGUUGUAACAGAUCGUUUGCACUUUCGGGACGCAGCCAUUUUCUUUAGUCCAAAACUCCUUCAAGUCGCGCGAGAUUUCAUCGCAAAAAGUCUUGGCCCAUUUUUUGUCUCUGCGCACAUUCGUGCAGAAAAGAUGCUAAAGUUUGGAACUACUUUUAACAGUAGUGUAGCGGUCAAGGAGUGUAUAUCAAACUUAACGACGCUAGUUCAAAGGUACAAGAAUACCAGUACGGUUCCCAUACCUCUUUUCUUAGCCACCGAUUUCGCAGACUAUGGAAGUUCGUCUUAUCGUGCAAUAGUUGCCCGAAAAAACGCUAAGUCAUUGAUGAAGAUUUUAACUCCUCUAAAACCAAUUAUUUUUGAGCCUUCAAUUUACAAUCUUACGGAUCGAGGUGCCGUGGCCAUUGUGGAAUUGAAUAUUCUGGUGUCUUCAAAGCGUUUAUUUGUAGUAGGAGGCGGCUCGUUUCAAACGUGGCUAGCUGACAAAUUCCUUAAUGAGAACGACACUGACCACAAAUCCACAGCUACGUGUCAAAAUGAACUGUGCCACAGAUUGUGUUGUUUAUAAUUUAUCAGUAGAGGACUAGCAUGACUUUUCAGACUCACCAUUACCAUUUUAUACAGGCAACUCGCUGACAUGAUCUGAUAAAGUGAUUAACGAAUUUGAAUUGGCCGAAUCCAAUAUAUCUUAUAUAAAAAAACUGGAUUUAUUAGACAGUUGGGGAUAUUAGUAGCUACCAUGUUACUUUGCAUUUUCUAUGAAGCCCGCCAGUCUUUGUAAACUCAAUUAUUUGAGUUUACAAAUCUCAUAAAAAAUAUCUGAUGAAUAUCUGAUAUAUGCUUGGGUUCCUGAAGCUCCUGCGUAAAAAUCGAACAUUAGUUCCAGUGUCAGGGAAACGCCCUACAAUCUGAGAGGCGCUGGCGUCAAUUUAUCUUUACCCAAAUUCAACUUAAAGUUUAUGAAGAACUCGUUUACCUAUAUUUGUGCGCGGCUGUGGAAUAGAUUAACUACACUGAGUGAAACUGGCAGCGAUAGUUCUAAUUUUAGGAUUAAAUUGAGAACUGUAGACCUUUGACUGUAUAUUUACAGGCCUAUCGUUAUUCCAUUCAGAUUUCUGCUGUGAACAUUGCUGAAUUUUUAGUGUUAAUAGUAUACAUAUUAAUAUAUGAUUAGAUAGAUAGAUAGAUAGAUAGAUAGACACCUUUAUUUUAAAGUAAAAAUCUAAAGGUAAAAAUUUAGACAUAUUUUAUACUGUGGAUACUUAACUGUAUUGUUUUUGUGACAAUGUAACUUAUUUUAUUAUUAUUAUUUUCUUUAGGUGCAUACACGUUCGUAUUUUGAUCGAGCUUAGUAUACUUAGCUGUUAGACGCAACGUGUUUAAAUAAAGUGUUAUUUGAUUGA
Orbicella faveolata is the source of this 2402-nucleotide messenger RNA. RefSeq lists its product as uncharacterized. The record is from RefSeq and is a predicted model, not a curated record. Lineage: Eukaryota; Metazoa; Cnidaria; Anthozoa; Scleractinia; Merulinidae.